Molecule: messenger RNA, 2793 nt
Organism: Lampris incognitus (smalleye Pacific opah)
Lineage: Eukaryota; Metazoa; Chordata; Actinopteri; Lampriformes; Lampridae
Gene: rinl
Product: Ras and Rab interactor-like
Exons: 10
Coding region: 1-2475 (824 amino acids)
Biological process (GO): vesicle-mediated transport
Cellular component (GO): endocytic vesicle; cytosol
Molecular function (GO): guanyl-nucleotide exchange factor activity; small GTPase binding
Source: RefSeq, a predicted model, not a curated record
AUGACUUAUUUGUGGCACUUGAGGGCUGUAAGUAGUGCAGUCAAUGGGAUGACAGCCAUCCCAUGGUGCAGCAGUGAAAGAAGCCAGUCCCUCCUAUCCUUCCUGAAGCGACUGAGGGCCUGUCAGGAGGCUUGGUGCCCCGGAGUACCCUGGGAUAAAGAAGAAGCCCACAGUGCACUUUUGGGAAAGCCUGCUGGAAGUUUCUUGGUUUUGAGGGAUCCCAAGACGUCUCAGCCAGCUCUACUGUGUGUAUCUACAGGAGAAAAGAAUGAAGGAGUUGAGGAUUACCAUAUAAAAUGCACCAGCACAGACAUCCAGCUCUGCCAGUCUCAGCUAGGUUUCUGUGACUUGUCUCAGCUCGUGCUCUUCUACUCUCUGACAAGGGAUGUGUUGGCCGCUUGUCUGUCCAUUCCUUCGUGGAUCUACAGUGUAACAGAACAGACACAGGCCCGUCUCUCUCAGCUGGAGCCCAAAUCCUGGCUCUACACACUCCCUGAUCUGCAAACAGAGUGCCUGACCCACAAAGCCCCAAACACUGUCAUGUGCACAAUACAGCUUACAUCAGGCAGCAGAGCCCUUUGUUUCAUCAACCCCCUUUACCUCCAUGAGCAAGGCGAUGACUGGCUGACAAACCAGCCACCUACUCCUCUGUGCCCUUCACAGCUGACCAGUAAAAGACAGGAGAGACGCCUUAGUUCCACGAGGCCAUGGGAAGGGGUGGGGCUAAAGAACAGACGAGCCAUCUCACUGGACCAGGAAAGUUAUACUGCUAGCCCUGACAUUUCAAGUCAAAUCAGAGCCCAGUCAGCCGAUUCAACAAGUUUCCCCCCUACCCCAACACCAGCUGCCAUAGCAGAGGUGGUCCUGAGGCAAACCAGCCUAGGUACUUCCUCCAAUCCCCGCUCGAGAGCAGGGAGCCAGGCGAGCGUACCAGCAACCACCUCCUCUACCCCCUCAGUAUCUGGGACACUAGCUAGCUCAGUCUCCGAGCUGCAGUAUUUCAGCAGUCCCGUGCCCCAGUCUCCUCACAGAGUGUCCUGGAUUGAGGACGGGGUCUGGCUGGCCCCUCCCAGGCCCCCCCAGGAGCCCAAUCUGACAGAACUGGACUCACUGUCCAUCAGCAGUGUCGAGGAGGAGCAGGAGACGCCAUCCGCAGGCUCCACCCACAACCAACUAUCCGCACAACGGUUGGCUGACAAGGUCAAGCACCGCCUGUCAGCAGUGGGGCAGGUGAUAGGCGGGCUGGUUUGUCAGGAGAAAAGACUGACCAACCGGGUGGUGGAGCUGAGCCAGCGGAAGGACGGGACAUUUGCGGAGGCGGUUCGAGAAUUCAUUGAGGCAACACUGAGGGAAGGGCUUGACCCCAGUGAGGUCACAGGGACAGAGUUCUUACAGAAAGUGAGGUCAUCGCUGUCAGAGCUGAGAGACACCCUGCUGGACUAUCCAGAGAUCCAGGCGCUGUUGGACAGCAUGACUGACACAUCUGACUCGGAGAUAGAUUCCAUGGUGGAGCUGUCCCUGCACAAGGUGGCUCUGAAGCCUAUUUCCACCCAACUCUACUCCUCCAUCCACGUCGCCCGUAGCCACAAUGGCACCCUGCUGCAUCUUCAGAGCAACCAGCGAGUGCUGGAGGGACGAGGGGUGGAAGAGCUGGGUGGGUCAGCGGGAGCAGGAGUGCCUGACCCCCCCACCCUGGAGCACAUACAACAGAGGUGGGGCCGUAUGCAUUCUGCCUACUCCCCAAGCAAGAAGGUCCAGAUCCUGCUCAAGGUCUGCAAGAGCAUCUACCACAGCAUGAAUGCCAAUACUAGCCCAGGUGUGGUGUUUGGAGCAGAUGAUUUCUUGCCCUGUCUGACAUGGGUGCUGCUCCGUAGUGACUUGGUCACCUUACAGCUGGACACUGACUACAUGAUGGAGCUGCUGGACCCCACACAGCUACAGGGAGAGGGUGGUUACUACUUGACAACUCUAUACAGUUCUCUCUAUUAUAUCAGCAGCUUCCAGCCACGAUUGGCUGCCCGCCAACUCAGCAUAGAAGCCCAGCAGUCUAUCAACCGAUGGCAUCGCAGGCGCACACUAUACUGCAACCAGUCACGGCGCACCAAGCAUCGCCAGACCAUUCGCCGGCAGGCCUACAAGGAUAAGAGGAACAGCAGAAGCUCUGAGGUAGCGGCAGGAGGGGACCAGGAAGGCAAAAGUGGGGGAGAAAGUGACUCCAUGAAAAUGGCUGCCACAAGUGAUGAUGCUGACUCGCAGCAGCAGACAGUACCCAACACGGAGGCCAUUGAGAAAAUCAGAGAGGAGACGAAGAAAAGGCAGGGAGCUGAGGACGAAUCAAAAUUGUUAGCUUCAUCAUUGCAGCACCCACCUCUGGGACAGAAGAAACUAUUGCUUGAAGAUGAUGAUCCGCAGUCAGUUAGUAGAGCAAGUGAGGAGGCCGCUGCUGCGAAGGAGGGGGAGAAGGAAGAGAGAUAGGAAAGGACAGUGGAGAACACUGAGGAAGAAAGAAAAGGAAGGGUGCUGAGGGUGAGACGCAGCAGGCCCCUGUCCACGGGAGGGCCCAUUAUCUUCAUACUCCAUGGACCAAGUAGUUAGAGGCAGGGGAGUAGUGAGUGAGCUUACCAGCUGUUACAAGUUGUCAUGUAGUCAGACACCCCUGGAUCUUCAACCGACACACCGGGAUUAGGCUUCUCUCUCUCUCGCUUUCUCUAUCCCCCCCCCCCUCUAUCCCUGUAGAGACCAUCAGCAAACACGCUGAUCAAUGUCAUAAAGCUGAUUCAGGAGCGAUGUUGA